Messenger RNA from Amaranthus tricolor (Joseph's coat), 3791 nucleotides. RefSeq names its product pentatricopeptide repeat-containing protein At1g03100, mitochondrial. Lineage: Eukaryota; Viridiplantae; Streptophyta; Magnoliopsida; Caryophyllales; Amaranthaceae. The record is from RefSeq and is a predicted model, not a curated record. Gene Ontology annotation, molecular function: protein binding. The transcript is spliced from 4 exons. The coding region runs from base 588 to 2909 and encodes 773 amino acids.
CACGAUCAUACCACCUUAUACCCGUUCUAUCCUUACCGUUUAUCACUUACCAUUUACAGAUUUACUCACCUCAUCCCCAUCCCAAUUCAUUUUAUAUCAGCAUAUUUAUUUCCAUCAACUAAUAUAUAUUAAUAAGUGAAUGAAACUUUGUGAUAAACGAAUCACAGUAUAAUCAUAUUCAUUAUCUACCAAGAAAAAGUGAAUGUUGUGUGAAAACCUCAAGAUUUUUAUCUUUUGUUUAUUUCUAUUAGAAUCGGUUGGUUUCAAUUUGGUGUGUUCCGAUUUUGGUCCAGCUCCAUCGUAUGAUGUUCAAAUAAAGUGAAUUCAGCCGAGAAUAGAUAUAUCUCAAUUGAAAAGUUAAGUACUAUAAAAGUUCUUCGACUUUCAAGUUCGACUAAAGAUUUUCCAAUUCAUUUGUCCUCGAAGAUUCAACUUAAAAACUCUGAAAUCUACACUUGAAUUUAUUAGUACCUUAGUCAAGUAACCCAAUUUACCCAACUCCAGAAACCCAAUAAUCUGUGGUUCUUCAAGCAAAUCAUUCCAUCAUUUGGGCAUCUCCAAAGAUCAUUAUCUACCUUACAUAAGAAAUGUUUAGAAUCAAGAAGAAAUGCCAGAAUUUGUCUUCAUGGAUUGGCAGGACUAUUAGUGGUAUUUCAAAAGUUACACCAAAUUAUAGAGAACUGAAACUCUCUCAGGAAACCUGCUUUAGAUUGAUAGAUGGAAGUAAACAUGUUCCCAAUUUCAUGUAUCGAGAUCAUGUAUUCAACCAAAUAAAUUUCUUUUCAACAAUGGCUGGAACGAUUUUGGUGCAAGCUCGAGACCCAGCUAAGCUGAACUUUGAUAUACUAAAUGCAGUUGAUGAGCAUCGGUAUGAAGAUGCGUGGAGAUUUUUCGACCAGCACUUGGAGAUGGAAGGUUUUCCUAGGAAGUCUGUGGUAAACAAGCUGCUUGUAAGUUAUGCAGAAACCUCGGACUCCAAGUUGCUGGAACGGGCUUUUGGGUUGGUGGAACGAGCAUUUGAGGAAGGUAAACAGACAUUAUUUGAGAAAGAGACUCUUAUGUACCUUGCUCUUGCUCUGGCUAGAUGCAGUCGGCCAGUGCCAGCAUCUAUCAUCCUCAGGAAGUUAAUAAGAAUGGAAGAAUAUCCUCCGGUAACUGCAUGGUCUGCCAUCUUAGCCUACAUGUCGCUGUCGUCUUCUGGAGCCUAUCUCUCUGCCGAGCUGAUUCUUGAAACAGGCUAUCUGUUUCUGGAUAACCGGAUAGACCCUCGUAAAAAAAGUAAUGCGCCUUUGAUCGCAAUGAAACCAAACACCAUUGCCAUUGGUGUUGCUUUAGCUGGGUGCCUUAUGUCUGGGACGACUAGGAUAGCGGAGCAGCUACUAGACAUUAUGCCUAGGAUUGGUGUGAAAAUUGAUGCUAACUUAUUAGUCCUCAUGGCACAAAUUUAUGAAAAGAAUGGGAGGAAGGAAGAACUAAAGAAGCUGAAGAGACACUUUGAUGAAGCUCACAACCUGAAUGAUGUUCAGCUUCGGCAGUACUAUAAUUGCUUGCUUAGCUGCCAUUUGAAGUUUGGGGAUUUGGAUUCUGCUUCUCAAAUGGUUCUAGAAAUGCUUCGUAAGGCAAAAGAAGCUAGCAAUUCUCUAGCUGCGGCCACUCUUAAGUUUGAGCCUGCUAAAGAAGGAAACUUGUCGCAUUCUCCAAAAGUUUCCGAUGCAAUGGAGUUGGGUACUGAGGAUAAAGGUGGAUAUCAGCUAGGUUCUUUGAUAUCUUUUGAUGAUUUCUGCAGAGAUCGGAAUUUCAUUAGUUUGGAGGGUGAGGCCAAAAAAAUACUGAUGUACCUAUCAAUGAACUUGCAAAAGCAAGUCGAAUUGAUCAUGACUGAGCGUGGUAUUCUUCAAGCAACAGAAAAAGCGUAUGUGAAGCUAGCAAAGGCGUUCUUGGAAGCUGGUAAAACUAAGGAGUUGGCUGAGUUUCUAAUCAAGGUUGAGAAGGAAGACUCCCCAUCUUCUGUUGAAGAUUCAGCAUUGAUCGAUGUCAUUAAUUCAUGCAUUUCGCUUGGUUUGUUAGAUCGAGCGCAUGAUCUUCUUGAUGAAAUGCGUUUUGCUGGUAUUAAGGCCAGUACUUCUGUGUAUUCCUCACUUCUUAAAGCGUACUGCAAGGAAAAACGGAUGAAUGAGGUUACGUCACUUUGGCGGGAGGUUCGGAGGGCUGGGAUUCAGCUGGAAGCAAGUUGUUAUGAAGCAUUAAUACAGUCAAAAGUGCUACAAAAAGAUACUCAAGGCGCUCUGCAUCUCUUCAAAGAGAUGAAAGAAGCUAAAUUACCAAGAGUUGGUCAUCGAGGAUUUGAAGUUCUGGCUGGGAGCUCCGCCAAGAGUAGUGAGGCAGGUUUUAUGGCCAAACUCUUGGAGGAAAUCAAGGAGGGGGAAGUAGUGGACUGUGGAGUUCAUGAUUGGAAUAAUGUGAUUCAUUUCUUUUGUAAAAAGAGAUUAAUGCAAGAUGCAGAGAAGGCUUUGAAGAAGAUGAGGAGCUUGGGACACACCCCGAAUGCACAAACAUUCCAUUCUAUGGUUACUGGAUAUGCAGCCAUUGGAGGAAAAUACAUUGAGGUGGCAGAGCUGUGGGGUGAGCUGAAAAGUCUUGCUGCUGCCACAUCAAUGAAGUUUGAUCAGGAACUCCUCGAUUCUCUUUUGUACACUUUUGUUAGGGGUGGGUUCUUCGUCCGAGCAAAUGAGGUUGUGGAGAUGAUGGAGAAAGGGAAAAUGUUCGUCGACAAGUACAGAUAUCGUACCCUCUUCUUGAAGUACCAUAAGACGCUGUACAAGGGAAAGACUCCAAAGUAUCAGACGGAAGCCCAAUCAAAGAAAAGAGAAGCUGCUUUAGCUUUUAAAAAAUGGGUUGGCUUAUUUUAGAGGAAAACGAACAGUUGACUGAAGCUGAACUACUCGGAAUGAUGUAGAUUUAUUUGAGAAUAUUUGUUUGAACCUUUAAAAGUGGAGGCUUGGUGGCUUUUCUUGGGUUUCCAAACAAAAUUCAAUAGUUCUCAGAACAGGCUGCUAUGGCGGUCCGACCAGUUUUCAAUGUUGAACCAUAUUUCCUGGAAGCAAGAGAAGGAAGGAGUGCAUACCAAAGGUCAUUCGGAACGACAUAACAAGGCUCGGAAGGAUGGCAAAGCAUCCAUCAGCCACCUGUACAGUACUUCAGUAAGUUUCUAGGAAGAAGAACCCAAUUUCUUCGAAAAUCAAAGGCAAGGAGGACAAGCCAUUGUUGUACUCAGUUGUUGCAUCGAGCGAAGGAAGAGGAGAGACCAAAGAUGGCUGCCAUUGUUGCUUAAUUUCAGAACUUCAAGUAACAAUGGUGAUUAGGCUAUCUUUCGAAAAUUCAGAGAACAAAUAAGAAGGAGGUUGCAAAAAAACUCAAAGGAAUGUAUGAUGAAAUCUGUUUGUUCGAAAAUCAGAAGGGCAAGAGAUGUGUACUGAGAAGUAGCUGCCAUUGUUGGUUCUUUUUGAAGGAAAAGUUUAGGGAAGGGGGCUUUUGUUUUACUGUAUUUGGCUUAGGCAAGGGAGGUGAAUAAUAAUAUUGUUAGGGCAAAACUUGAUUUGAGUUUUUAGUACAUAAAAAAAUAGAAAAUAGGGAUAAUAGAGGAAAUGAAAUUAAAUAAUAAUUGGAAAAGAAAGAAAGAAUUAAUUAUUAAUUAAUAAAAAAAUUUAAAAGAGGUAUAUCUUAUAGGUCCAAUUAUUUAUUUUGUUAUCUUAGCUCACAAUUAUUUAUUUCACUCAAUCCAAAAUAAUUCU